AAUUCUUCUGACGUGUUUCUUUAGCACUGCUUUUCGAAAUCGUAAGCGAAAUAAAUCGCUCUAAUAUUAUUAUCAAUACAGAUAGACGAUAAGCUAACACACAAGACCACGUAUUUGACUUACAUUCGCAGGUGAAAAUGUUACGUCUUAUUUUUCUUACUGCUGUGCUUCAAUGCGCUAUAGCGCAGCAAUAUCAACAGAAAGUGGCCCCUGGAGUGCCUCCACAGAACUAUCAGAACUAUCAACAGCCACCACCACCUCCUCCCCCUCAACAAAAUCAGCAAUUCCAACAACAGCAGCAGUACCAACAACAAUACCAACCGCCGCCGCCUCCGCCACAACAACAAGUGCCGGUUCAACAAGUGCCAAUUCAACAACAACAACAGCCGCCGCAACAAGCUUCUCACGGCCAUGCUCACCACGGUGAUCCUCAGCUAUUAAAUCCCGCCAACAUAGCUCACGAAAGAGAACACAUCCAAGAGCACAUGGACGUGCCCAUAGACACUUCAAAGAUGUCAGAGCAAGAGCUCCAGUUCCAUUACUUCAAGAUGCAUGACGCUGACAACAACAAUAAACUCGACGGAUGCGAGCUCAUCAAGUCUUUGAUACACUGGCACGAUGAAGACGGAGUGAAAAGGGAGGUAGACGUCAAAUAUACUGACAGGUCCUUGGAGGAGAUCGUGGAGGGCUCCCUGGCGCAGGUAGACACCAACAACGACGGGUACAUCGAUUACGCUGAGUUUAGAGCUGUUACUAUGGGAUAAAUAAAUAAAUAAAGAUACUUACUAUAGUCUGGUCCGUGAGCACGUAGAAUUUUGUUCAAUGACCCCUAGCUACCCAUCUUUAUCGCUCGCGCGUAAUUAUUUUGCUAUUGCGCUCAUACACUCACUGCGGCUGCCAGUCGCACAGUCACGACAGCAAUAUAAUUACGCGCGAGCGAUAAGGAUGGGUAGCUAGGGGUCAUUGGACAAAAUUCUACGUGCUCACGGACCGGGCUUUACACCUUCUUGGGCUUUGAGUACAUGGUAUACGUUGUGGUAUACGCGUAGUGUCCAGCUGUCGAAAAGUUGUUGAUAUUUUAUGUGAGCAAUAUCUCAAUCGUACAAAACUUUUCACUUGUCUCUACUUAAGUAGAUCCUAACAUAAACCUGCAUUUAUGAUUUUUUUAUAAAAGUUUACAUUUUUUUUUACAUUUUUAUAAAAUUUAAAUCAUUAUUAAAAGUUUACAUUAUUUAAAUCAUUAUUGUAAAUUGUGAUUGUUUUUUUAAAGACUCAAUAAACAUUUUAUUUAUAAUAA
Molecule: messenger RNA, 1297 nt
Organism: Ostrinia nubilalis (European corn borer)
Lineage: Eukaryota; Metazoa; Arthropoda; Insecta; Lepidoptera; Crambidae
Product: multiple coagulation factor deficiency protein 2 homolog
Exons: 7
Coding region: 138-764 (208 amino acids)
Molecular function (GO): calcium ion binding
Source: RefSeq, a predicted model, not a curated record